AUGAUGAAUGCAGCAGAUAAUGUAAUUUUAGGAGACAAUAUAAAUGAAGAAAGAGAUGAUGAAGAAAGAGAUGAAGAUGCUGCAAGUAUAAUAGAUUAUUACAAAUAUGACAAGGAUGAAAACAUAAGUAAAUGUCUAGCAAGUUAUACAGUAUCAAACUACAAUGAGGGAUAUGUGUUAUACAAAGCUCAUUCAAGAUCUGUUGGUUUCAGUGUCAGAAAAUCAACAAAGAGAAGAGAUUCCAAUGAUAAAAUAAAAUAUAGGGAGGUAAAUGAGACAAGAACUGGAUGUAAAGCCCAUAUUCGUUUCAAGAAAAACAAAGAAGGAAAUUUCGAAGUUGUUACACAUGAGUUGGAGCAUAAUCAUGAAUUGGUUAUAGCAGUUCAACGACAUCAUCUAAGAUCAGAAAGGCAAAUAUCAACGCCAAUGUGUGAACUAAUUGAGAACAUGAUUGAGAGUGGUAUUAAACCAAUGGAUGCUUAUAAUUAUAUAAGCAAUGAAGCUGGAGGAGAAGAAUGUGUAGGUCAUACUAAGAGAGAUCACCUUAAUUAUGUAUCAAGGGUGAAAAUGAGUAUGGUUGAAGGUGGAGACAUGCAGAAUGUGUUAGACACUCUUCAAGAAAGAGCAGAUCAAGAUCCCUCAUUCUUUUAUAGAUUGAAAUUUGGAGAAGAAAAUAAUGUUGUGAGCUAUUUUUGGCGUGACUCCCAAAUGCUUGAAGAUUUCAAAGCUUUUUGUGAUGUUUUAAUCUUCGAUACAACAUACAGAACAAACAAAUAUGGGUUGAUAUGUGCUCCAUUUGUUGGUAUAAACAAUCAUUGGAAAACAGCAAUGUUUGGAUGUGCAUUCAUAACCGAUGAAAAGACCGAUACAUUUGUUUGGCUGCUUUCAAUCUUCAAAAAGUCAAUGUGUGGAAUUGAACCAAAAACAAUCUUCACUGAUCAAGAUCUUGCAAUGAGCAACGCCAUACCAGGGGUAAGCAGUUUCUGUAUUUUAUAUUAG
Messenger RNA from Chenopodium quinoa (quinoa), 999 nucleotides. Its product is annotated as protein FAR1-RELATED SEQUENCE 5-like. Gene Ontology annotation, biological process: regulation of DNA-templated transcription. The coding region runs from base 1 to 999 and encodes 332 amino acids. The transcript is spliced from 3 exons. The record is from RefSeq and is a predicted model, not a curated record. NCBI's taxonomy places the organism in Eukaryota, Viridiplantae, Streptophyta, Magnoliopsida, Caryophyllales, Amaranthaceae.